CGAGGGCUGGGCUUGGGUUGGGUGGCGCUGGAUUCCCAUCUUGGGCGUCCCCAGGCCCCUUUCCCCAACAAGCACACAUCAAAAAUAAGCUUUGGCCGUCCGCAUAGAUUGGAUGAGGGCCUUUGUGAACUGAAGAGCCAGAAAAGAAAAACUGCACACAGUGUCCUUAAAGCUUGAGGCAACCUUGGGAUUCUGGCCUAGUGCUGACUUCUUGUAGAUUAGGAAGUGGCUGCCUGAAGUAUUUUCCAAAGAAUAAACAUUACAAAGCAUUGAAUACCGAAGUUCACAAGAAGAUCCUAUUGAAUUGGGGGAACACAACGUCCAGCAGCCACAAGGGAUGCUGCCCCUCAGGUGCCAUCUGAAACGAGCUCCUCCUCAGAAGAUUUUGUGUAGGUUCUGUGCCAUGAUGGGGAAACUGCAAAGCAAACUCAAACACAGCACUUAUAAAUACAGCAGGCCCGAUGCAAUUAUAGAAGAGAGAAUUCAAACUACAGCUUUUCAUGAGUAUAGCCCAGCUCACGUGGACACCGUCUCUGUUGUUGCUGCUCUGAACUCAGACCUCUGUGUCUCCGGAGGAAAAGAUAAGACAGUUGUGGCCUAUAACUGGAAAACCGGAAACGUGGUGAAAAGGUUCAGAGGACAUGAACAUGACAUCACCAAGAUAGCCUGUCUUCACAAAUCAAACCAGUUCUUCAGCGCCUCUCGGGACAGGAUGGUGAUGAUGUGGGACUUGCACGGCUCCUCACAACCCAGGCAGCAGUUCUCGGGCCAUGCCAUGGUGGUCACUGGGUUAGCUGUGAGUCCUGACUCAACACAGCUGUGCACUGGCUCUCGGGACAACACCCUAGUCCUGUGGGAUGUGGGGACCGGACAGUGUGUGGAGAGAGCUUCGGUCUCCAGGAACCUGGUCACUCACCUGUGUUGGGUCCCCAGAGAACCAUAUGUACUACAGGCUUCUGAAGAUAAAACCAUCAGAUUAUGGGACAGUCGGGGGCUCCAGGUGGCUCAUAUAUUUCCUGCAAAGCAACACGUUCAGACCUACUGCGAGGUCAGUGAGGACGGACACAGGUGUCUCUCCUGCAGCAGUGGCUUUGGAGGAGAAGGCUGUGAAGCCACGUUGUGGGACCUAAGACAGACACGGAACAGAAUAUGUGAGUAUAAGGGGCAUUUCCAGACUGUGGCAUCCUGUGUCUUUCUACCAAGAGCAUUGGCCUUGAUGCCUGUAAUCGCUACCUCAUCACACGACUGCAAGGUGAAGAUUUGGAACCAAGAUACUGGAGCCUGCCUGUUCACCUUGUCUCUGGAUGGAUCAGGACCUUUGACCUCCCUGGCCGUUGGCGACACCAUCUCCUUAUUAUGUGCAAGUUUCCGCAGAGGAAUUCACUUGCUCAGAGUGGACCACAGCUCAGGGCUGGGACUGCGGGAAGUGGCAGUAUUCUGAGGCCAAGAGACGUUUGCUGGACAAAACCAAGCCAUGGCCUCUCCUUUCCCAGUGUGGCUUUGCUUUUCCGUGUUAUCUUCAGGGGACGGCAAUGUGCGGUUGGUGUUCUUUGUUUAGGUUCACUUGUCUUAGAAGGUAUAUCAGUGUUAGAAGUCAAUGUGAAGCCAGUGGUUCAAAAUCAGGGACAGAGUUUAGAGACAUGGGUUAAACGUAAGGUUCUCAAUCUACGUUAAAUCCAAAUGCAAGUUUUAGCGAGCUCUUGGGACUGCUCUUCAGAAAAAAUAUUUAUGGCUCAAAUGGUGACCUGUUAGGCCUCUGUCAUAGGCCUCUGAGAUUCAAGACACAGGCUCUGAGUCUGUUGAACUGACCUGUUCCAUGUCUCCACAAAAGAAAGAAAAGCAAGGGGGAGAGACACUCUGCUUUGCUUGCCUCAAAAUUAUCCACACGGGAAAGAACAGUGCAGCUCCAUAGAGGAAAUAGACUACAGACACGAGAUUCAGCUCCAGUCACUGCUCCUCGUCUGUGGAUAAGAAAAUGGAGAGGUUGCGAGAUUAAUGCUGAAAAAUUUUUAUUUGUACAUUUUAAUAUUUUUAUUGUUUUAUGUAAACUCUUUCCAGGGAAUGGCCAGAGUGGGGCAAAGGGAAUAUCUGCAAUGACAAUAGGACAUAAGUAGAGGCAUGGACUCAACUGUGUGCUCCCACUGAGCCCCGCAGCGAGGAGGGGCAGGGUGCUCAGAUCUGCCUGUGUGGCCCCCAGGAGAUCAGUCUCACCUGGUACUCACAAGCCCACUUUCCUCCAGGGAAAAUAGAGUCCCUCCUGCCUUCAGGUAAGCCCACGCCUGAGGCACCUGCCACCGGGGGAUUCCCUUUCUGACGAAAGGAAGAUUGUGCAUUUGUCUCUGUGGCCCCUGCCAGCCCCUGAUGCCCAUGGCUGACAGCCAUCUUCCUGUCUCCCUCCUGCUCCUCUGUAAGUCCAGCUCCCUCAAGCUGUCUCCACUGCCUGGGCAGGAGAAUCUUAAGCUACUGCAAAGUGUCAAACCUGAAUUUGACUCUCCAGUUCUCCAUUUAGCUGGAUCUUGGGCAAGUUAUGAAAUCCUCACUUGUUAUAUGGGGCCAUAAUCAUGGGUUCCUCACGGGGUUGUUUUGAGGACUGAAUAGAACUAUAUUAAUGCCAAGCAAGGCACCAGGUGCUUAUAAAUGGUAGCCAUUGGUAUUUAUUGCCCUCUGUCCAGACCAAAUGCUCUUUUCCACACAUUUACCAGUCAUCUAUCCUCCAUCUUACUUUCUAAGACUUUAGUCAUUGUUCAGCUUCCCCUUUGAUUCCUUAAGUUAUGGCCCUUGGCACUCUGGAAACACAAAGGGAUAGUGAGCACGGAAACUGCUUCAUUGAGCACCUAAAGAUUUAUUCUCACUCUGAUUCUUAUUGUUAUUCCCAUUUCACAGAUGAGGACGCUGAGGCCCAGGGACAUCUAGUCCUUUGCCCAAGGUUAGACAUGAGUAGGAAGGGGAAGAACUUAAAUUUGAACCUGGGUCAGCCUGACUCAAAGCCAGAUUACUUCCCUCUCUUUCCCUUUCCCUUUGCCUUUGCCUUUGCAUGAUGUCAUAAAGUUCGCUUUAGAAAUGCACAGACCAUGACAUUGUGUAUUUUCUAGACCAGUUAUUAACUUUCUGGCUCCAAAGAGAUCUUCUGGCCAGAUGCCUAGGAGCAAUAGACAGAUGUCUCAGGGAAAGUUCUAGAGCACCUAUCAGUGCUACAGUUGGCCCUUUCUUCUAGAAGGAAGACAAGCAGUAAAUCAGAAAACCCAAGGGAGUGGAUUGGGAGAGGGUCCCAGGGCUGCUGUGGGAGGGAACAUACCUGUGAGGAAAUAGUAGGCCUCUGAUGGACUAGCAGGGUUCUAUUACCGACAAAAUUGUUUCCCUAAACUCUACGCAUGUGCUCGAUGUAUAAAUUCCUUAUCUGUGCAUUUUAAGUAGAAAAUAGAUUAAUAAAUGUAAAUGUUUUUAUAAAAAAAUUAAGUGUUAUAUGCGCUAAACAGGUUCUCUCAGCACCUAUUAUACAGGCUGCUGAAUGUAUUCAUUCAUUCAUUGGACUCUUCAUUUCAGAGGCUGCCCCUCUAAAAUCAUAGUAAGGAAUUUUCCAAAGACAAUUGACCUUUUUCCACCAGGAAAGUAUAUAGGCUCUUGGAACCUGACCAGUUCUAUAGUCAGUAUUUAAAUACAUCUGUGUCUUUGCUUACAUAUUUAUCAUUUAAGUGUAUUUAUAUAUCGAAGGAAAGGAGUGGUGAUUAUUAUUGGCCUUCAUUUUGACACAGGAAAUACAAGAAUAAAACUCAGGGCACUCAGUGUUUUUAACCUUUUAACACUGAGAAAAGGAAGUUAGCUAUUUCUGAGUAGCAUUUGAAAACAUAAUUAUUAAAGAACAGCUUCAUCAUAAAAAAUACACAGACUACUAGUUGUUUCCUGAAAUUGGCACUUCUGGGUACAGGCUGUCCGGCUCAGACUACAUUCCUAGCUAGGUGUGGCCAUGAGAAUAAGUUCUUGUCAGUGGGUGGUGAGUGGAAGUGAUGUGUGUAACUUCCACCUUAUUUGCUUGAAAGAAACACAUUUGUCCACUAGCUAGAAAGCAGACUGCCAGUAACAGCUCAACUAUUCGGGCGAGGACAAGAUGAUGAACCAGCAAAAAAGAAGGAACCUGGGCCCCCGAAUCACCUCAAGGAGCUGAGCUGCUGCAACAACCUGACCAGCCGGACUGUGACUUGGAAGAGAAAUGAACUUUAUUCUUUUUAAGCCAUUACAUAUAUUUUUUUAAACUUUUAAUUCAAGUAUACAAUCAUAAACCACUUCAGACAUUUUAAGUUUUAUAAACUGAACACACUAGUAACCAGCACCUAGAUGAAGAAGCAUAAUAUAUCCAGGAACCUCCAUGGCCUCCCUCAUACCACCCUCCGGCACAUCUGAUAAGGGAUUUAUAACAACAAACCGGUUCUACUUUAUAGAAAUGACAUCAGACUGUUUUGUAGUAGAUGGCAAGUGUGGCCACAGAUUUCUCCCCUCCCUGCGUGUCUGACCCUUUCAGUGUGAGUUGCUCUCCUCAGUGGGUAGGACCUAUUUCCCCACCCCUGGAACCUGCACUGGUCUUUUCACUUGCUUUGACUGACAGGAAAACGAA
Myotis lucifugus (little brown bat) is the source of this 4609-nucleotide messenger RNA. RefSeq names its product WD repeat domain 31 (gene WDR31). Bases 338 to 1441 code for a protein of 367 amino acids. Gene Ontology annotation, molecular function: protein binding. The record is from RefSeq and is a predicted model, not a curated record. Lineage: Eukaryota; Metazoa; Chordata; Mammalia; Chiroptera; Vespertilionidae. The transcript has 11 exons.